GUACUAAUUUCUUGUUAUCACUAUCUGGAUAUUUCAUUAUGACUUGACGCGGCAUAUUCGGCACUCGGACUGUGCUCACUAUAUUUAAUCGUUACUCACCAUUCGGUAUUUAGUAGAAAUAUGCCACAUGUGUGUUCAGUAUCGUAACGGACAUCGAACGGAUGUACCGAAAUCGCAAUUUUCUUCUCGGAAUUUUUACUUUAUCGACAAUGUAAUAUUGCGGGUUGUCAAAAUUCCAAUUUACUUUUAAUUACAAUUUGAAACUGAAUUUCGAACAUUCGACACACCUUCACGAUUUUCUGAAUAAUCGGGGUAACAUGAUUGUAAUUACAUUUUUAUUAAUGCUCGGUGUGGUUUCUGCCAAUCAGAGUAUACCCUGGUGGAACAUCAAGGCUGCUCAAAAACAAGGACCGAACGUUUGCGUCGUCGAACAAGUUCCUGGUACCAACAGGAAGUAUUAUACCGAGUGCAAGUAUUGGCGACCAAGAACAAUAUGUGGCAAUGAAACGAUCAUCAAGUACGAGUGUUGUGAGGGAUAUGAGAUGGUGCCAGGCCAAUUGGGAUGUACAGGAGUAUCGCCAUUGACGGAUGUGGUGGAAACAGCGAGAAAUGCUGGUGCUGGAAAGUUUGCGAAUUUUUUAGAAAAGACUGGAGUGGCUACGGAGCUCAGACAAGGACUAACGGUGACGCUGUUUGCUCCUAGUGAUGAAGCUUUCGACGCUUAUGUUAAAACAUACGGAGCCAUCAAACCGGAGAAAAUCACGUCAGAAAAAUAUAGAAAACUGGCGAUGCAUCAUUUGGUGGAUAGAAAACUUUUGUCCGAUCAGUGGGGAGCUGAUAAAUUAAUCGACUCGAAAUUGCCUGGGCACAAAAUACGCAUCAACAAAUAUUCCAACGGCAUGGAGACCGUAAACUGCGAGUCAGUUAUGCGAAAAAAUCAGCAAGCUACGAACGGAGUUGUUCAUAUCAUCGACGGUGUUCUUAUACCAGAUCGAUAUCAAAAUAUGGGCAUAGUCGAGGCGAUUAUUACCGAUGGAAGAUUCAAUGUACUUGCCAAGGCUCUGAAUAAUAGCGACACCAUCGUUGAACGUAUUAAAAACAGUGAUGUGCCCCAUACCUUCUUUGCACCAAGUGACGAAGCGUUUCAAAAAAUACCAUGGAGUCGCUGGAGCAAGAUUCUCGAUGACAAAGAUACUUUGGAAGCUUUUCUUGCCAAUCAUAUAAUAUCCCAUGCUGUUUGCCUCUCUGGAAUUAUUUCGGAACAUCAUGCCAAAACCCUUGGCCCACAGAGACUGACUUUGGAUUGUACUUCGCGUGGGCGAUCGGUAGAAGGCCAAAGGUUGAGGAAGGACUUUUUGCAUGGUCUGGAUGGGCUUGUUUACCUCAUCGACGACGUACUUUUGCCCGACAGAGCCAAAACUGUCACAGAGUUAGCCAAAGAUGAAAAGCUCGGUACUUUUAUGCAAGUGAUCAAAAACGCUGGAUUAGAGGACGCUUUCGAAAAUUUUGACUCUUACACUCUCUUGGCACCCUCUGAAGCUGCGAUUUAUUCAGCGAUAUCUGAAGCAGAGUUGAAGUACAUGGGAACAGAUCGCGAAAAGGCAAAGGAAUUUGUUCUCAACCAUGCUGUUUUUGGCAAACAUACCACAGAUUCUAUUUACGAUAAUCAGGUGGUGAUGAGUCUUGAUGAAAAGACACCUCUUCGUUUCCAAGUUUAUCGCGGUAGUGUGGGUAUCGAGGAUGCAGCGAUAGAAAAGGCAGACAAGCAGGGGAGCAACGGAGUUUUGCACGUGAUUAAUAAAGUUCUUCGAUCAAAUAACAAUUCACUGGACGAUGUGCUAAAAACAAAUGGAAAUUUCAGUAUUUGGCUGCAAGCAAUGGAUAAACUUCUAACAAUUCAGCCAGUAGAGUUCCAGGAAUUCAUACGGCCGUCUGAGUCCACCGUAUCCUACACUUACUUUGUGCCAUCAGACGGAGCAUUCCGACAGUUGGAUCAAGCGAAGCUGGACCGAUUGAUGAACGAUUCCACAUAUUUAGCUAAGACUCUAAAGAAUCACGUUGUGAAUAAUAUGAUGGUUUCGGGAGGAUUCCGACGGGAUCUUCGGUAUGCUGUUAAGACAGAGCAGAACACAGUUGACAUAGUCAAAAAAAACGACACAAUAAUGGUCAAUGACGCCACAUUGAUUAGGUGCGAUAUGUUGAGUAGAAACGGAGUUGCACACGAGAUAAACAAGGUCCUGCUACCUGAAAAUAAUUCGCACCCUCGCCGAUACUUGCGAAGAAAUCGUGGAUCACGACGCGCGGAUAGGAUUCAACCAUCAUCCUCGCGUCCCAAUACUCUACGUAAUCAUGAUAUUACAACUGACGAAUAGCAUUGAAAACCUCUGCUUUUAC
Diprion similis is the source of this 2394-nucleotide messenger RNA. RefSeq names its product transforming growth factor-beta-induced protein ig-h3. Gene Ontology annotation, molecular function: cell adhesion molecule binding. The transcript is spliced from 13 exons. Gene Ontology annotation, biological process: cell adhesion; extracellular matrix organization. The record is from RefSeq and is a predicted model, not a curated record. Lineage: Eukaryota; Metazoa; Arthropoda; Insecta; Hymenoptera; Diprionidae. The coding region runs from base 318 to 2372 and encodes 684 amino acids. Gene Ontology annotation, cellular component: extracellular matrix.